CAUUAGAGAAGGGGGGCGUGUGGGACGUUCAGAUAUCCUGCGAGCUUAAACCGAAACGGCACCAGGCUGUCCGCAUCGUCGUCUUUAAGUUGCAAGUCAACCGGUGUGCGUUUGAGAAGAAGGCAAACAUGUCGUGGGCAAGCUACGUGGAAAACCUGAUGUCGGACGGAUCGUGCCAGGACGCCGCCAUUGUUGGGUGCACCGCGGAGGCUAAAUACGUUUGGGGAGCGCAGGAAGGGGGAACAUUCGCAAACAUCACGCCCACAGAAAUCGAUGUGCUUGUAGGCAAAGACCGACAGAGUUUCUUCACCAAUGGCCUGACUUUAGGUUCAAAGAAGUGCUCUGUUAUUCGGGACAAUCUGACAACGGAGGGUGACUGGACGAUGGACAUCAGGACAAAAAGUCAAGGAGGAGAGCCGACCUACAACAUCGCUGUUGGCAAAGCAACCAAAACAUUGAUUAUGGUCAAGGGCAAGGAAGGUAUCCAUGGAGGGCAGCUCAACAAGAAAACGUAUACCAUGGCUGAAUACCUGAGGAGAUCUGGAUAUUAAUACACCCUCCAACAUAGCUGCUCAUUCUUAUCACCGCUAACCUCUUUCAAUGAGAUUUGCUCCAUUUAUUGGAUUCAAAAUCUACCUUUAUUUCUGUACCCCCCCCCGCCCCCCCCCGUAUUCAAUAGUGUUUGGCACUACAGUUUCAUUGUGAAACAACAUGGUAAAACAUUGGCGUAAAGACUUCAUCUUGGGUGUUUAGUUAAUUAUCAAGGGCGAAAGGUCGAUUUGUAUGCAUAUCUGAAAUCUUGUUGAAGGCACACUAGUUUAGGGUAGACAACACAUUCAAUGAACAGGAAUGGUUAAAUAUGGCACCUGCACUAACACAUUUCUGGUUUCCUCAUAGCCGGUCAUUUAUAUAAUCUGAUUAGUUGGGUUUGUUUAUUGGAAUUUGGGCUGCAGGUAACAUUUUUAUUAGUUUUUCUUCCCCUAUCAGCUGUGUCGGUCUUGUUUUAAAUCUUAAUGGUCAACUGUAUGCAUAUUUUCAAACUUAUGUAAUAGACCUAGUUGGGGUGGACCACAUUUAUUGGAUAAAACAGUAAAUAUGAUGUCAGCACUUAGAAAAUGUGAACAAAUUUGGGUUAAAGAGUUAUAAUCCGGCUCUACCAGAACGAUUUAAAAAUCAUUCCCCUUUUUGAAUGUCUAUUAGGAGAUAUAGUUGACCAUUGGUUUAUGGGUUGCAGAGAAUUAUUUUUUUUUUCCCCCGUUAGCCCUGACUUUCUAGAUUAAAACUGCAAAAAGACAACCGUGUUUAUAUAUGGCUUUAAGCCUAUUAAAUAGACACUAGUCAGGGUGGACUACAUGAUUAAUGGAUUUAAAAAAAACUAAUGUCAUCUUAUCAAUUUAAAUAUAAAAAUUUAUGAGAACCCAUCUUCUUGUUUUUCAUUUGGUGCUUUUGGCACUACCUGGCUUAUUCUUUCCAUUUAUCGCAAACAUCCAUUGAUUUAGGAUUUUUAGUGUUCUAGUUGGGUGACCAUUGGGAUUUUUGAGUAUUGUUAACCAUUAGCCCAAGAGGUCGACUGUAUUUGAGCCUAUUGAAUGUAUCCUAGUCAUGGUGGAACAUGUUUAACAUUGAAAAAAAAACUACACCUAAAGUCCAUUUCAUCAAAGCAUUAACACUAAAAUAUAUUUUAUUGUACUUUUUACACCCUUUAGCCCUCAUUUCUAGACCAAAUAUGUGCAAGCUUGAGCCCAAGUCAGUGUGGAUGCCUUAUUUAACUCUUUUUGUUCAUUUAAAUGUCGUCUACUCCUACAAAUAUCCAUUUUAUUUGAGUUACCCAAAGUUUGUCAUCUUCUUUUUGACGGUUUAGCACUACUUUGCUAUCACUAGCAUCCAUUAAUUGGGAUUUUAAGUCAAAUACUUGGGUAUACAUGAAGUUUUGAGCUGCAUUACAUUUAUACUACCAACAGCUUUCGUUUUUAGACCAAAUCUGGGAAUGUUUGUUUGCAUAAUUUUGAGCCUACUGAAUGGAUCCGAGCUAUGCUGGACAACAUAUUUAUUAGACAACACAAUUAAAUAUGGCGUCUGCUGGCGCUCAAGCUCUACCUGAAUGAUAAUAUUCCUUCCCUUCAUCAUGAACACCCAUUAAUCAGGAGGUUGAGUGCUAUACUCGGUUGCCAUUGGGCUACGGUAGCAUUUUAUUUUUAUUUUCUCUCCCCAUCAGCCACAGAAAUUGAAUGUUCAUGUACAUUCCUUCAUUGCACUUACUUAGCUAGCUUAUAUAAUAUGUAUUUUUAACUUUUCCAUUUCACAACCUGUUCUUCCCCAGUGUAUACGCUUGAGGUUUUGUCCGUCGGACCAAUAUUUGUCACUCCUUUGGGGUUUUUUACGCACUACCAAUGAAACAUUAGCGUCUGGUUUUGUCAGCUCUAUCAAGACUUGAAUUUACCGUACAUGGAAAACAAAAAUUAUAUAUUGCCUUCGAUUUGUCAAUGGUUAAACUGUCUGCUGUUUCAUCAAGUCCAAAUGUUGAAUAAGUGUGUGACACUCCAAUCAUAACGUGUGUCCUGUGCCAUAAUGUCGAGAGGAUCUGUUGUUAUCGUUGAUUCAAACAGCUUUCCGGAUGAUUCUGUGUCUCCUUUUUGUUCAGGGGGUUUUGGGAUCAACAAAUGUUCUGGGACGUUUGUCAAAACCUCUUCUUUUCCCCUCUACUUUUUCGUACAUCUUGGACACCGUCUGAUUUCAUACGCAUAAACCAAGAAAUGCCAUACAUUUAAUUUCACCACCUUGUUUACAGACAGAUUAAAUAAAUCUAUUCCAACCAAA
Danio rerio (zebrafish) is the source of this 2817-nucleotide messenger RNA. It is a transcript of the gene pfn2b, whose product is annotated as profilin 2b. The record is from RefSeq and is marked provisional. Lineage: Eukaryota; Metazoa; Chordata; Actinopteri; Cypriniformes; Danionidae. Gene Ontology annotation, cellular component: cytoskeleton. Gene Ontology annotation, biological process: regulation of actin filament polymerization; actin cytoskeleton organization. Gene Ontology annotation, molecular function: actin binding.